AUGGAUGCUAGGGACUGCACUGUGUUAGAGCGACAUUUCUCGAGACUUCAACAAUGUCUCGAACCUUCAAAACUUUUGCGUCAUCUUGAAACAGUCGGUGUUAUCGAUGAAGACGACGUGGAGACCAUUCGCGAAGAGAAAAAGAAAACGUCGAGGGAAAACCAAGUGACAGUGUUUGUUGACAUUAUUAAAAGACGAGAGAACGGCCUCAGACAUUUACUUCAGGCUUUGUUGAAAUCUAAAGUGCAAGAUUUCUUGGCGAGAGAGCUUCUUGAAGAUGAUGUCUAUGAUGAAGAAGGUAAAUACGUUGUUCUGUUAAACUUACAUUUAUUGACAGUAUUUCUGUCUGCUUUUUCACAGCUGCGUUGCGUUACUUUUUUCUAAUUGCCUUUUUGUUUCUAAAUCUAAUCUAAAUUAUCCUACUUUAUUUCUAAAACGUGACUCGGACUUCAUGUGAAAAUUGAAUGCUAGUACAUUAUGAACUACAAAAGCAGCUGUUUCAUCUUUAUAUUUCUCUCCUGUUUACUUGCUCUUAUCAAUAUUGGCUUUGUACGAGAAUUUAAAUAGAUUCGUCUUGUAAGCUGCGUGUUGAAACUUGUGGUGAAGCCCAACUUGAAUCACUUCAUCGUCGGCAAUUAUUAGCACUCGUAUUCCAAGUCCUUUCAAUGACUGUGUAUAUUCCACUGCAAAAUCGGCAUAAAUUAACUCUAUCCGACGAUAUCGUGUAAGUUGCGCGUUCUGGGUUCAUGUUAUGACUAUCAGACGAGAAUCGGAGCAGAUAUUUCGUCGAUCUUUCUAUUACCCGCUUGAUGCUGUGGACUACUUCCUUAACCCCUCAACAACAAUCAGAGCUUAGUACUUAUUUUUAAAAAUCCACAUUUAAGUUUGCGAUAAUAUAAAGCUGGUUAAUUCGUAUUCCAUUGAUAACACACCUCCAUUAGCGGGAACGACAUUGCACAUAACAACAUGUCAUCUUUGCUUAGAUCCCUCAAUUUUAACCUAUGAAUAAUUUUUAAAAAAUUUGUAUAUACGCAUGACUAUGAGACCGAUAUAUAAAGAAAGAGUUCACGUUAACACUCGUCAGUAACCAAGCAUAAGCCAGCUUUGAUGCGGGGUGAGUUUCUGAUGAAACCGCAAUGUAAAGUUAACGAUGUGUCUGUGGGGGGUUAUUACAUGAUAACUUGUUAUUGUCAACUGAGUCGAUAAUGCAAGGCGAGUUGGCCAAAUUUUUUUUCUAACAAAAGAGUUUCUAAUUAAAAACCAACGUUUCCAACGUUCGCUAUUCGUCAGUGCAAAAGAACACGGGAAGGGGUCGAAACUUCAACCUUCAAAAAAACUUCUGUGGCCAAUUCAAAUUAUCAACACAGUUGAUAAAACCAUGUUAUAAGCCAGCCUAGUCGUGUUAAGGUCAUAGUAGCCUAAAGCGGCCUGUCAAUAAUGAGUUCGCUUGUCAGCGUUUGUUCGUCGAGAUCUGAAGAACGCGGAAAGUUUGGAGACCACGAAAGAUGCGUAAGAGUUGCUGGAGGCGUAGCCAAGAGCAAUCCUAGUUUCUUGAGUGCUCUUCACUCUUCUCAAGUGCUACAUAUUUCGAUGAAUACACAGCUCACGUAUGAACUAAUUGUUUAAAAAUUUUUGAAUUUUUUUUUCAUAUAUUAAUAUUUAUUGUCACAAUCUUUGGUAAAUCUUUAUCAAUCGUCUGUUUUUUAAAAAGAAGCUCUAAUGAAGAAAACAUUUGUUGACAACCCAUUACUAACCUGGGAAAGAAAAAAGUAGAUGCUCUUUUGGUUUUCCUCAUAAACUAAGAUUUCAUUUAAUUUUUCACUCGUGUAUAACAUUACUUGAAGACCGGAUUUUAAGUAAAAACAUGUGCAAAUUUUGCCGGAUCGCUAGAUUAUAGCGUUCUACCCGAAAACUGUGGAUAAAAGGCUGUAAAGGAAUGACCAAGAAAUCUCUUUCACUCAAAAGAUUUAUUCUAGGAGGUCCUAGAAGUCCCGUCAGAUGCGAAAAACGCACGAGUUUCUCAGGUUUAUGGAGCCCACGCAUUAUAUUCACCAUGCCGAAAUCGUUGUUUGACUUUAUGGUCAGAAAAUUGCGUAACGCUGUGUUAAAAUUUCUGAAAGGUAUUAAAUUUUACACAAAAUCCUUUACGGAAAUAUAAACAAUUAUUCAACAGGUCAAAUAAUUUUCCAAAUGUCGCACAAGCCUCACCUGAUCGAAGGCAGCAAGGUCAGUUUUCAUUUUAGCCAUAACCCUGAUUUCUCUCAGGGUUAUGGCUAAAAUUUAGGCUUUUUAACUCGAAACGGCCACUUUUGUCGAUAUUGGGGCUUAGAUGAACAUUAUUUUCUAGCUCGAGUAUCAUUUAGCAUUUUCACGUUUCUUUAGAGCUCCAAAAGGUCAAUUUCGACUUGGAAGGAAUGAGAAAAGCGUGAAGAAAAUUUUAAAACACGCAACUCAAAUAGACGGGUAAUUUGCAGCAAAGUACAACUGCAUAUGCCACGUUAAGAGCGCAAUGCCUUACGUACGAUAUGAGAGAUUUAGACUAUGGUGGCUUAAUUAACAAAUAGAGAAGCCUUGAAUGUGCUCUUUUCUGUUGUAAAGAACCGAGAAAGCGGCCUCAGCACUUAAGAAGUGUAGGGAGAAACACGCGACGUAGUAAAACAAAUAACAUAAUCAAUCAAGCCCUCCGCUUACAAGUUAUGAAUUUCACCGUCGUCAUUCUCUGACCUUUCAGUCGGGUGGGGGCAGGGAAAAGAGGCGGAUGCUUAAGAGGGUAUAAAGUGUGAGUUGACAUAAAUGUAUGAAUGAGGUGAUUGGAAGGAGAAUUAUUUAGGUUACCCACGGCAGUGAUGUCAGUUUCUAACAUGUAUACUUGAUACACAUCCAAUUGAUUUAAUUUUUCAGAAAUCAGCAGUAUAUUGAUGGAACUGGAAAACGACUUGGAUGAGACUCAAUCCUUGAAAUUGAGCCUUAUUGAAGAGCAAAAACGGCACAAAAACACUAAGAGGGAGUUGGAGGACAUCAGGAGAAGCUCCAUCGUGUUCAGUGACUCUAGCAGCUCGGGUCUAUUCGCUGAUUAUGAUUCUGCUCCGAGCGACGGCGAGGAAUUUUGUGACUACUCACCCAGAGAGGAGAUUGAAAACACGCUAAGUCUGAACGAAGACCAUUCCGCAUCAAUUUUUGAUCAAGAUCAGACUAAGUUCCAAGACACGGAACCUAAAUCAGCGGCGAUAAAUGACGAUUUAGAAUGGGAGCAUGAAGAUGGCUGGCGAAAGUUUGGGAGCCUUGAUAACCUAAACUCUCUGACUAGACAAAAAUCUGAAGGAGGUUCGACUAUUAAGCUGCGGAAAAGCUCCUCCAUGGGAAAAUUGAACAGUGAUGGUCGAGGGAGGUACGUGGACGAACGUAGACGCUCUGGAAAUGCUAGGUGGUGCAGCGACGAGAGCCUUGAGGGCAGCAGAAAAUUGUCAAAUUCGCUACACAGACGACCAAGAGACGAUGGAAAAAUGGACCUCCUUGAGAGCAAAGUGGCUCUUCUGGAAAAAAGGCUUCGAGAUGAGCAGCGGAAGCGUCAGAUUUCCGAAAAUGAAGUUGCCAAGUUGCAAGUAGAGAAGGAGAAUCUGUUCGAGGAACUUGAAGAUACUCGAGACCAGCUACAUGUAAGACUCAGCCAACUGAAUCUGUUCUGCGCUGAUGACGAUUGCUAUGAAGGAGAGCUACAUUUCGAGCAAAGUGAAAAUGUCGACGAUUUUUCAGAAGUACGAAAGAUGAACUAUGAAACUAGUUCCAUGGAAAGACCUAUCCAAGCGCCAACCGGAAUUGCGGAGACCGCUUCCCGUAGCAGCUCACCUGGCGUUGAUAAGCUUCGUACCCAGUCUGAGCAAAUGAGAAGAACACGUCUGACGGGAAGUUGGAGAGCAGUGAAUGCUCAGUUUUACGAGCUGGACGAAUACGAUGAUGAGAUUAAGGUCGAAAUGGAUCCAAGUAAUAUUAUGGACACAUUGCGCAGACUCAAAACGCAUAAUAACUGUUUGUAUAACGAUAUAUUGUAUGAAAGAGAUGAGCUUAAGAGUCUGAAAAAAAGAGCGUCAAGACUAGAAUCACUCAAAUGA
Messenger RNA from Pocillopora meandrina, 4109 nucleotides. NCBI's taxonomy places the organism in Eukaryota, Metazoa, Cnidaria, Anthozoa, Scleractinia, Pocilloporidae. The record is from the annotation of a GenBank genome assembly.